Messenger RNA from Condylostylus longicornis, 5618 nucleotides. RefSeq lists its product as uncharacterized. The record is from RefSeq and is a predicted model, not a curated record. The transcript has 9 exons. Gene Ontology annotation, biological process: chemical synaptic transmission; synaptic vesicle transport; axon extension. Gene Ontology annotation, cellular component: axon; dendrite; synapse. Bases 114 to 5618 code for a protein of 1834 amino acids. NCBI's taxonomy places the organism in Eukaryota, Metazoa, Arthropoda, Insecta, Diptera, Dolichopodidae.
AAUAAUGUAAAUAAGUGUAAAUUUAAAGAAUAUAAUAUUUUAACACAUAUGUACGUUUUACAAGACUGAUGAACUGUGAUGCAAUUAAAUAAUUUUUAAAUUCAGUCAUAAAAAUGGAUCCAGUUCAAAAGGAGCUCCUUUUUAAUUCAUGGUCGAAAGUAAAUGAAAUUGCUUUAAUAAAAGUGGUUGUUUCAAGGGGUCAACAUAUAGAUUUAUGUGUAGAAUUUUUAUCUAAAAGUAAAAAUAUUUCGCAAGAAGAGGCUUCUGAGUUUUUUCAUGAAGUAAUUGACACAUAUGUAUAUCGUCUACUCUCGGACAAGUCCAUAUCUAAAGCGCAACAAGUGCUAAAAAAUGUAUCAAGAGAUUACAAAAGUAUUUAUUAUCAAUUUGCUUUUGAGUCAGCCGAUGAUAAAAUUAAGAAUGCAAUAUUUGAUUAUUUAAGUCAAGAAAAUAGUGAUUUCGAAGAUGAAAAAAGAAAAUAUAAAUUUUAUUUAGAUGUUUUAAAGGAAAUCAAAAACGAACCAAAAUUAAGUAAUAUUAUCAAACGGAAGAUUAAAAUGUUUAACUUAGAAAAUUUUCUCAAAAUGGAUGAAAAAUUUCAGAAGAGCUUAAUAAUUCGUUUAUAUUUUUUUAACAAAAAUAAUAAUUUACUUGAAAUUUUAUCUAAAGAAGAUAUUUGGGAAUAUUUAGUUGAUGAUAAUAUAGAAUCGGAAAUAAUUCUUUGGUGUAAAAUACAAAAAGGGGAUGUUACGCGCUUGGAAUUUGAAUUACAUAAAAAAUAUUUAGAAUGGAAAAUUGAUAAUAAAAUGUUUUCAUAUGCUUCAAAAUAUUUAAAAAGCUCAAGUGAAAAUUUACGGGAUUUAUUCCUUUUCUAUGGUUUUAUAUUUGAUGAUGAAAAAAAUGAUAUUAAAAAAAUUUCCGAUAGAAUUAUUAGAACAAAAUAUACUCACACUUUAGAUGAAAAUAUUGGAGUUGUUAAAAGUUUUCCUAUAGCUGAAUAUGCUGUAGAAAAUAAUUGCUUAGUAAUGUUACUACAAAAAUUUAUUCAAAUUGAGGAUAUAGAAAAAUUGAAAACUUCUUAUCCAGAUAAAAUUGAAUUAUUUGAUUUAAUAAUUACUUUAAAAUCAUUUAAUCCUACUUCUGAAAAUUUUCUAAAAGUAUGCCAAGCUGCUAGAAAAUACUAUGAAAAAGAAGAUAAAAAUUAUUUAGAAAAAAAUCCAUUAGUAGCUCUUGCUGAAUAUUUAGUGGCAGGAAAAGAUAUAAAAUCAUUAAAUGAUGACCAAAGUCCUGAAGCUUGUGCAAUCAAAUCGAUUCCUUUAAUUGAUAACCUUGUUAAACGAUUAAACGGAAAAAUACCUGGAAUAAAUGCAAUUGAAAUGUUUAAAAUAAAAACUGGAAUCGAUUUAAAAGAGAUGGGUGAAACUGAAUUCGGUGAUGAACCCGCCUCAUUUUCAAAUUCCAAAAUGAUAGCAAAAUAUGGAAUGAAAUUUAAUUUAAAUUAUACACAUUUUAUUAGGCAAAAUCUCAGUUCUUAUGCUAUUUAUAAAUUUUUAAUGGAGCAGUUCAAUAAAUAUGGGCAGAUAAAUAAAUCACAAUUUUAUUACGCAGUCGAAACGGUUUCAGAACUAGCUUUAUCAGAUUAUAAUAAUUUGGAUUUAGCAAGACAUUGUGUUGUAUUUAUAGAACAACUUGGAUUUGAUUCCCAAAAUUUACGUUGUCUUCUUAUGGCUUUAAGAAUUUGCAAUAACAAUAAAUUAAGCUCUUUAGAUUAUAAGAGCAUUAUUUCAAUGGCAGAAGAUAAACUUUUGGGAGAUCCUAAUAAUCUUGAAAAUAUUUACAAUUCCGAAUUCUCAAUCAAAGAGUAUUCUGCUUUGAUUAAAGUUGCGAAAUUUACUGGGAAAAAAUAUUGGCCCCAACGAUUUUUGAAUUUUUUAGCUAAAAAAGAUGAUUGGCUGAAAUUACUUUUGUUUAUUCAGUAUUUUGAUAUAUCUUUAGACAUCGUUAAAAAUGUUUGCAAAUUUUUUAACACACCUGAAAUUGGUGAAAAUUUUUUGCAAGCUGUAACAUUUGAGGGUGCUGAUCAAAUUUUUAAAAGUUCCAGCGGUAAUAUAGCGACAACAUCGAAAAGAAGACCAAGUUUCAAGAGAAAUAGAUACAAUAAAACGGAUAAGCACAAGAAUGCAGCUAAUGAGACAAUAUCAUCUCACUCGGAUUCUGGAAAUAGUUCAGUUUCAUAUUUUAAAUUAAGAAACGAACUUGCAAAUAAAUGUCUUGAAGGUCGGAUUGACAUAUUUGCCUUAAUAAUUUUAAGUACAACUAGCAUUCCAGAAGAAAGGAUUUCAUCUUUGGAAAAUUUUCUAGAAAUUAUAAACAGUUCAAAUUUAUAUUCGACAAGUUUCAAUUUAUUAAAAAGAUGCGUACAACAUGAACUUCCUAUUUUAUCUGUUCUUUCCGCAGAAGCAUUUAAAGAUAAUAUUGAUUGGUGCUGGUUAACUUGGCUGAGUGUUUCUAUCGACUCUUUUAAGAAAUUGUCCACAUUUUCUUCAGAACAAACCAAACAAAUUACCACGACUAUGGUAGAAUUAGCUGUAAAAGAGCAUUAUAUCCAAACAUUAUAUAGAAGUUUUUUUAUUUUUUAUGAUAGUAACUUUAUUUUCUUACUAAAAUUUCUGGAAUUAACAAAUGAUUUAAACUUUACUGAUGAAUCAAUUUUUCAAUUAAGCAGUUUUUUUGAUUCAUUGAGUAAUGAUGAAAUUAGUCUUCCAUUUAUUCAGCUGGAUACAGAAGAACUACAUAUUUUUGCAACAAAAAUUUUACUAUUACAUGUUGAAAACAAUUUUCGUUCUCGGUAUUAUCAGUUAAAAUUUCUCAAACUAAUUGCUGAACUUAAUAAUAUAGAGUUAAAUAAAAUAUUAGAGUUUGAACUAUUGGCCAAAAUUUCUGAAUUGAUCAUGGAUACAAAGAUAUAUUUAAACUUUGAAUCACUGUUACCAAAAUCUUGUAUGAAAUCGACUAUACAAAAUUCUUACAGCAAAUACAAGACUGUACUGGAUGAUUUAUUAGAAAUAAAAGAAUAUGAUAAAGCUAUUAAACUUGCAUACUUAAUAGAAAAUGUGCUAGAUAAACCAAUAAGCAAUAUUAUAUUUACAAAAUGGAUCACUGAAUUGGAUUUAAGAGAAACAGAUUUUAAUUUUAGUCUAUACGAAAAAGAUACAGAGGAGCACUCAUUACCGCCAGAAUUCUUAGUAAAUUUUUGUUUAUAUGCUGCAGUACAAUUUCCUGAUUGUGAUUUUAGAAGAUAUUUGUUUUAUAAAAAUGCUCUCAAUGUGAUAAAAAAGAAUAAAUUAUUUGGAAAUGAGUCAUUUGACCGUGAUCAAAUUGAAUUUGAUAUGGUUAUGGUAUUUUUAAGAAGUAAUAAGAACAUAGAAGAUAUUGAUAUUUAUCAUUCGGAAUAUUACGAGGAAAUUCUAUUAAAAGAACGAUGUGUUUUGUUUAAAACUUUACUAGAGCUUAAAGAAUUAGCUGGAGCUUAUAAUUUGACAGUAAAUUUAAAAAGUUCAUUGUCGAUAGAGAUGAAAGCAAAAUUGUCAAAACUGCUCGAUAAUUUAUUAGAAAACGGUGAUAUAGUUGAAGCAUUUCGUUUACAAGAAAUGUUUGAAAGUCCAACUGCCGACUUGCGUUAUUUGACCCUUUGUAUGGCUUUAGCCGAAGGCUUAAUAUCAGUUUCUAAUUUAACCGAUGAAGAAAGAUCUUUAUAUUCAAAUGUAGAGAAAAAUAAUGCUGUAUUUUCAAGAAAAACUUUAGAGGGGAGAAAAGUUCGAGAGCCAGAUAUAUUUAGAAGAGGGAUAUCAAACAGUUCAAUUAAUCUUAAAGCCGAAGAAGUAUCUUUAAAAGAAAAAGAACAGAUUUUAACCAUGUUGCAGGAUAUGACAGGAAAUUUAAAAUACGGUGAUCGCAUUGGAAAACGAAUUGUAUUUGUUUUUCGAGCGGCAAUGUAUCUUGAUAAAGAAUAUACUGAUAUGUUGAGAACAAAAGAUACAUCUACAUUAUUAUUGAGCGCUACUAAUGAAAAUUGCCCAAAAAAACUUUUAGUAGUAAACGAUAUAUUUGCAUCUUCACAAAUGACUGCAAAUGAGAUUGCGGAAUAUCUUUCGCAUGAAAUCACAAUUGCUAUUGUUCGUCCAGUAUAUUAUUUAUUAACUACGGAUCAGCAAAAUAUAAGGCAACUUAAACCUGCCACACUUUGGGGAUAUGAUAUUGAUAAAGAGUUUCAUUUAAUUUUAGAAAUAUGUCCGAAACCAUCUUUACUUGGCAAAUGUCUUUUAAAAUAUUGCGAUGUUCUUAGUGUUUAUCGUAAAUUUCAAAAUAAUGAAGAAUAUGAACAUUCAGCAAUAUUUGAAUCAUUUUAUAAUAUAUUGCAAUCUUAUGGUAUUCCAAAUGAACCUUCAACCAGUAAUACAACUGAACAAGUUUUGUCUUAUAAAAAGAAAAAUACAAUUUAUAUUGAACUUUUAAUAUUCGCAUAUAAAUGUUUCGUUCAUGAAUGUCAUAUGGAAGGAAUGAUUAACGUUCUAGAAAGGGCUCAAAAAUUAAAUUCUCAACUUGAAAUAGCAAAAUCAUGGAAACUUAUUUGUAGAAUGUUAAUAGGAAUAGGACAAUAUCGUGAAAUGUCCUAUUGCUUUGAUACAUUGAUUAAAAAUGAACAAUUUGAAUCAUUGCUUGGUGCACAAUAUGAUGAUGAAAAGUCUCAAGAAUUUAAAUAUGCUCUAAUAUCAUAUUUAAGAGAAUUUUGUCCUAAUUCUCAAGAAUAUAUAAAAUUAGUUGCUAUAAGAUUUGCUAUGUUUUCAGAAAUUGCUGAAAUAUUAAUGAACGAUGCUAAUCAAAAAUUAUCAACAGUAUUAACAAAAUAUCAGACAAAUGAAUUUAAUAGAGCUCAAGAUAGUUUUAUAAAAUUUUUAAAAUUUAGUCCUGAAAUAAUAAAAGAUUUAGAAGAAAUUAGAGAUUCCUUUGCUCAAGCAGCUGAAAAUUAUUUAUUUGAUGAAAAACUUCGUACUUCAAGUAAAACAGCUCAAAUGGCUCAAUUAAUAGCUAUGCAAUUGGGUAUUAUAAAUUUUAAUUUAUCAUUAAAUCAGUCCGAUGUUGGAACCGAAAUUUUAUGUAUAUCCGUAAUUAAUGUUAAAUCGAAAAAAGAAUUUUGUGAACUUGUUAAUAAAAAUUUAAAUAAAUGUUUUCAAGCUAUGAUAUUAUCAAAUUCAUAUCCAGAAUAUCCAAUACAAUGGCAUGAAAUUUUAUUAUGGCAAUAUAUUAUAUUAAAUAAUGAAAAUUAUUUAAAAGAAUUUUGUUAUCAUUUUGAAUUAACAGAUGCGAUAAUAGAAAAUAUUGUAACUGGAUAUCAAAAUUACUGUAAAACAAAUAUUGGUUAUAUGAAAAUGGAAGAAAAUUUGCAAAAUUUAGUAAUGAAAAUAAAAUCUGUUACAUUAAAAUAUCGUCUGGCAUCAUUUAUGAGCUUUAAAAAUAUUAUAACAGAUAUUUUAAAUGACGAUAAUAGUAUUUAUUAUCUAAAAGACACUAAUUAUGGAGAAAAAGAAAUUGUUGAUGAUGAUCUAAUGUCGGCUUAA